AUGUACAUACAUAGAUACAUGAUACACUGUGUGAGUGUGUGUUUCCGAACGAUAGAUUCAUCGCAUAUAUAUGAUUAAUAUGAGUGUUAUUUAAACUUAAAAUGAAUUAUAUUAAUUUAUUACAUUUGAUACUGUUUAUUAUGACAACAUGGACAAGGGAUGCAUCAACUGAUUCAUUGAUUGCAUACUCCGAGAAGACAACAUGGCUAGAAUCUUUUGAAUCUUGCAAAGACGGAUUUGGCGGUUCUGCAAUUUUCGAACACUGUCAACCGAGUACCUGCAAUGCCUCUAAUGCUAUAGGUAAAAUAGCAAAUAUAUCAUCAAACAAGAUUGAGUACUGGAUAAAUGGUUUUGUGCAGAGGUCACCUGUUGUAGUUUACGAAGGUUGUUAUUAUAUACAAACAGCUACCGUAAACAAAAUAAAUCGUGGACAAUUUAGGUUGUCUGAAAACUCAGUAUUUUCAUGUUCUCAUAGCUGUUCUUCUCUUACUCAAGGAAGCUUCAUAUUUAUGAACAAUGUAGAUUGUCUGUGUGUGCCAAAAAAGAAUUAUACUACGAUCAACAGAAACUCACGAAUAUCAGUCAAAAAUUGCAAAAAUGUAUGUCCUGGAAAUAAAGAAGACUUCUGUGGAGGGAACCGAACAAGCAAUUAUACUUUGUUCAGUGGAUAUAUGAUCCAAGCGGCUGACGUGUCAAGUGACCAGUUCAAAAAUGACAUUGGAAAGACUUGUGGUACAACUAGGAAUGGAAAACUCAUUUAUGAUUUCUGCUAUAAAAGGAACAAGGCUGUGUGCACAGACAUCAACACGAUCAAUGAAACAGGUGAGUCAGUUUAA
Messenger RNA from Mytilus trossulus (common blue mussel), 836 nucleotides. RefSeq lists its product as uncharacterized. The coding region runs from base 102 to 836 and encodes 244 amino acids. NCBI's taxonomy places the organism in Eukaryota, Metazoa, Mollusca, Bivalvia, Mytilida, Mytilidae. The record is from RefSeq and is a predicted model, not a curated record. The transcript is spliced from 5 exons.